Henningerozyma blattae CBS 6284 is the source of this 2400-nucleotide messenger RNA. RefSeq names its product beta strand repeat-containing protein. Bases 1 to 2400 code for a protein of 799 amino acids. NCBI's taxonomy places the organism in Eukaryota, Fungi, Ascomycota, Saccharomycetes, Saccharomycetales, Saccharomycetaceae. The record is from RefSeq and is a predicted model, not a curated record. The transcript has a single exon.
AUGACAAAUAUAUACCCUAAAAUGAAAUUAUUAUUACUCUUCACAUUUUUAAUCUUACAAUUUUCUAAUGCCUUAGAUACUACUACUAUUUCAAGAAAACAAGUGUUUACAUCAUAUAUCUGCCCUUCAUGUGUUACAACAACAAUACUUAAUGAAGAACCUCGAUUCACUUCUUCCCCCAUACAAACAACUACAAGUACUAUCAUACAAUGUACAAAGUUUGUUACAGAAACCGCUACUGUUACUACUGUUUAUUCAAACUGUGCUACUCAAACAAUUGGAAACACUUCUACAUUUACAUUUAUAGAAAGUGCUUCAACUGUUACUGAACAAGGACCUACAGUUACGGUUACAUUAAGUGCUUCCACAGUUACUGAACAUGGCUCUACAACUACAGUUAUAGAAUCUGCAUCUACAGUGACUCUAAGUGCUUCCACAGUCACUGAACAAGGACCUACAGUUACUGAACAUGGCUCUACAACUACAGUUACAGAAUCUGCAUCUACAGUGACUCUAUGUGCAUCAACUGUUACUGAACAAGGGCCUACAGUUACAUUGAGUGCUUCUACAGUUACCGAACAUGGCUCUACAACUACAGUUACACAACCAGCCUCUACAGUGACUAUGAGGGCAUCAACUGUUACAGAACAUGGUUCUACAACCAUUAUUACAAAGCCAGCUUCCACAGUAACUCUAAGUGUUCUAACUGCUACAUUUACUCCUAGUGCAUCAACAGUUACAGAGCAUGGGUCUACAAUUACAAUCACAGAGCAUGGUUCUACAACUACCGUUAUUCCUAGCACAUCCACAGUAACCCUCAGUGCACCCACAAUUACCAAAAAUGUAACUUUAUCUCAAGAAACGAAAACAAUGACUAUUUUAUCAUCAAUACCUCCAACGACAGUUACAAUCAAUUCUACUUUACUCCCAAAAACAGAAACAGUUACUUUGGAAACAACUUUACCGCCAAUAACAAUUACUGUUAACUCCACUUUAUUACCAAACACAGAGACAGUUAUUUUGAAAACAACUAUCCCUCCAAGUACACAGAUAAUUACUGUUAACUCUUCUAUUUAUGAGACAAUCACCGUUAAUUCCUCUUUACCACCUGUCACCAUCACAAUCGAUACUACACUUCCUCCAAGUACUCAAAUAGUUACUAUUAACUCUACUUUACCUCAAAUCACUGAAACAGUUACUGUAAACUCUACUUUGCCACAAAUAACCGAAACAGUUACCGUGAAUUCCACUCUCACACCAAGUACUGAAACAAUAACUGUUAAUUCUUCAGUUCCUCCAGUUACUAUCACAAUAAAUUCUACUCUUGAACCAAGUACCCAAACAGUUACAAUAAACUCCUCUAUCAUCGAAACAGUUACAAUAAACUCUUCUAUCAUUGAAACAGUUACAAUGAAUUCCUCUAUUACCAAGAUAGUUACAGUAAAAUCUUCAGUUCCACCCGUCACCAUCACUGUUAACCCCACAUUCAAUCCAAAUACUCAAACAGUCACGGUAAACUCCACCUUGGCACCAAGUACUAAAAUUAUUACAGUCAACUCUUCAGUUCUACCUGUCACUGUUACUCUCAACUCCUCAAUUAUUGAAACAAAAACAAUCAUUUCGACUACUACUUUGUCUGAUCAUGUUCAAUACAUUAAUAAUACAAUUACAAUUACAGCAGAUGGCUCUUGUGCUAUACCAACAACAACAACCGAGGAAAUUUCAAUUUUGGAAAAAACAGUAGUUACUACAAUUCCAACUUUCAUUAUUGAAUCAAAUAACAUAACAAAUACAAUUUCUAAAACCACUGAAAUAAUUUCCACCAAUAUUAUUUCUUCUACCUUUACGAUAAAUACAGUUGUUACGAAUACUAUUCCAACCACAGAGAUUCAAAAACAAUUUUCUACUAUAAUUUACAAUAGUACCAAUACUAUAACCACAUUCCAAACUGUUGAGACUAUUGUUCCUAUAACCUCUGAACUAAUUAUCUCAACGACUCAACAACUUCCAAAUAAUCCAUCUCAGUAUACAACUAUACUUGCUACUAUUCCAACUACUUUCGAUACAACUAAUACAAUAACUCACGACGUAACUAGUUGCGAAGUUAUUCCACGAACAUCAACAUAUACAAAUAUAGUUACUUCUAUCGCAUCACUUACAAACACUACAGCCCAACCUGAUCUACCUUCUUCAAUAGAUGCCAUUUCUAAACCAGAACCAACAUCUACUAUAACUGAAACAUUACCAACUAUUGUUGAACAAGUUUCAUUCUCAACAUUAUCUAGCUCCUCCAUUCCAACUCAUUCUUACCCAGUAACAGUGUCACAAUUUGAAGGCAGCGCUUCUCACAUUAAGGGUUCGUUUGCUUUGAUUCUAUUAGCCUUGAUUGCAUUUUUUUAA